Molecule: messenger RNA, 762 nt
Organism: Suillus fuscotomentosus
Lineage: Eukaryota; Fungi; Basidiomycota; Agaricomycetes; Boletales; Suillaceae
Product: TPR-like protein
Exons: 6
Coding region: 1-762 (253 amino acids)
Molecular function (GO): protein binding
Source: RefSeq, a predicted model, not a curated record
AUGGCGGAUGACCAACAUUUACCUUCCGACGUGUCCACCCCAUACGAGUCCGUCGAUGAACACGAAAUCAAGAAAAACAUUACGGAGGCAGAUGAAUUGAAGCAGGAGGGCAAUGAGUCGUUCCGGGCCAGUAGAUGGAGUGAAGCUCUCGUGUCAUACAGAACUGCUCUGAGUCAACUACCCAGACGAAAGCCGCAGCCUCCUUCCUCAGAUAACUCACAGGAUGAUACGUCAGAUCACGGUGGUGCCCGAUCGGCGAGUUCAGGCGAGGUGCCAACGCGAGAGGAGGGGCCAGAGCCAGCCAGCAUCCCCUCGGAGCUCGAGGCAGAAUGUGCCAAGGCUCGAGCCGUGUUGAACGCCAACAUUGGUGCAUGUCUGGUAAAACUUAGCGAUUACAGCGGUGCAGUUGAAUCAUGCACCCAAUCAUUACUCGAUGACCCUCACUAUAUCAAGGCCCUGCAGCGGCGAGCGGCUUCUAACGAACAUCUCGACACAUGGUCAUCUUUGACACAAGCACAAGAAGAUUACAAGUCACUCCUGGAAUUGCUACCCCCUACGUCUCCUCAGGUGGCACAGACCAAGCGGAGCCUGCAGCUUCUUGAACCUCGCCAGCAAGCAGCUCAGAAGAAAGAAAUGGCCGAAAUGACGGGCAAACUGAAGAACCUCGGCAAUAGUAUACUGGGCAAUUUCGGAUUGUCCACUGACAACUUCAAGUUUGAACCAAAUGGUCAAGGCGGUUACUCGAUGAACUUUGCUCGAUAG